CUCCUCCUAAUAUAUCUCCCCACCCUUGCCUUACAGGUCCAGCACCAAGGGGACCCAUUCGGGCUGCCCAGCUUCUCUCCCCCAGAGUUACCAGUGUCUGGGCUCAACUCCCCAGCCCCAACUCAUUCAGGGCUCCCCACCCUUGAGCGGCUGCAGCUUGAUGCAGCUGCCCUGAACUCACUGUCCCUACUGCUGGACACCAUCUGCCGCCUCCAGGCUGACCUCAACCCUUUUGCUAGCCGGCUCCUCCGUCGGCUAGAAGAUGCCUCUCACCAGUCAAGGGCACUUGGGAAUGCUGUAGAGGUUGUUCUGGAAGCACUAGGUGCAGCCCCAGGGCCCCCAGAGCCCCACCCCAUUCUCCCUGAAUCUCCUGGGGUCUUCCUGAUUAAGUUGUUAGGCUACAGAGUAUGUGGCUUGUACCAGGAGUGGGUAAGCUGUACAGAAGGUGACCUGAGUCAGCUGAUGAGGGAAGGGCUAGGCUGAGAAAGAAACCCACUUCACCCUACAUCCUUCCCCACGAAGGGCCACCACCCACCCCAUCCUCAUCUCCGGUCAUCAUCCCUUUUGUUUUCUCCAUCUCAGAGGCUCUCUCUAGUUCAUUCUCUCUUCCUCUGCUACUCAGCUUUGGAUUGGGCCCUAGGAUCAGUCAAUAUUACAGGAGAGAAUUCCAAGACAUUGCCCCAGAGGAGCCUGCAGCCCACAUUUCCUCCUAGGUCAUUACCCCCAAUGGGACCCCCUGCCCCAUCCCCAUGGAUCUCUCUUGUUCCCCAUAACACUAGCCCCCCCCCCCUACCAUUUUACCCCUGCAAACUUUUUCCCUUCCUCAUUCCUCUAAUUCCCUUAUUCUAGCACACGAAGCUUUGAGGUCUGUGAAAAAGGUCCCCCUGAAAGGAGAUUUUUAUUUCUGAAAAUAAAUUAAGUUUUUGGUAAAUUAAAAAAACAAACAAACAUA
Monodelphis domestica (gray short-tailed opossum) is the source of this 952-nucleotide messenger RNA. RefSeq names its product cardiotrophin 1 (gene CTF1). Gene Ontology annotation, molecular function: cytokine activity. Gene Ontology annotation, biological process: positive regulation of tyrosine phosphorylation of STAT protein; cell surface receptor signaling pathway. The record is from RefSeq and is a predicted model, not a curated record. NCBI's taxonomy places the organism in Eukaryota, Metazoa, Chordata, Mammalia, Didelphimorphia, Didelphidae. Gene Ontology annotation, cellular component: extracellular region.